Ilex paraguariensis (yerba mate) is the source of this 281-nucleotide messenger RNA. Lineage: Eukaryota; Viridiplantae; Streptophyta; Magnoliopsida; Aquifoliales; Aquifoliaceae. The record is from the annotation of a GenBank genome assembly.
UUACUGCUUUGGUUUUCGGGAAAUCAAGGAAAAUGUCCCCACCUUAUCGUGUGUUGCUACGCAAUGACAACUACAACAAGAGGGAGUAUGUCGUGCAAGUGCUAAUGAAGGUUAUACCUGGUAUGACCCUUGACAAUGCUGUGAAUAUCAUGCAAGAGGCACAUUACAAUGGCAUGUCAGUGGAUAUUAUCUGUGCUCAAGUAGAUGCAGAGGAUCGCUGCAUGCAGCUGAGAGGCAAUGGUCUUCUAAGCUCGAUUGAGCCUGCAAGUGGAGGUUGUUAA